Molecule: messenger RNA, 2883 nt
Organism: Mugil cephalus (flathead mullet)
Lineage: Eukaryota; Metazoa; Chordata; Actinopteri; Mugiliformes; Mugilidae
Product: serine/threonine-protein kinase pim-3-like
Exons: 6
Coding region: 318-1268 (316 amino acids)
Biological process (GO): negative regulation of apoptotic process; regulation of mitotic cell cycle; protein autophosphorylation
Cellular component (GO): cytoplasm
Molecular function (GO): ATP binding; protein serine/threonine kinase activity
Source: RefSeq, a predicted model, not a curated record
AUGCGAUUCGGUACUCCAUUGUUAAUCGUGUUGUGUAGGCGUGGUUGAGAUGCGGUGGGUCUAGUGGUACCGUUUGAUGUUCACCGGGAGUCAGGCGGAGCGAUCUAUUCGCUCUUUGUAAAUAUUGGCAGCGGCAUGGGACGCUGCUCUGUCUGGAUACUCGGUCUUGCGUUGAGUGUACUAAAAAAUGACCGGACUAACGACGAAGGAUUUUAAUCGUGUUUGGGAACCAAAGUGUCAAUAAGAAGGACCGAGGAGUUGUGUUCUUCUGCCCGAAUAUUUUGCUGGUGUCGUUUUUGGGAGAAAUCAGGGGCAGUAUGCUGCUCUCCAGACUGGGCUCAUUCUCUCACAUGUCGUCCAGCGUGGAUCUGCCGGCUAAACUGCAGCAAGCCAAAGAGAAGCAGUACCGACUGGGUUCGGUGCUCGGCAGCGGAGGUUUCGGGACCGUGUAUUCUGCUGUUCGCCUGGCCGACGGACUGCCGGUGGCGGUAAAACAUGUGAGCAGGGACAGAGUGACUGAGUGGGGCUCUCUGUGCGGCUCUGUGGUUCCUCUAGAGAUUGUGUUGUUGAAGAAGGUGGGCGGGGCAUUUGGCGGAGUGGUGCGGCUCCUGGAUUGGUGGGAGCGUGCCGACGGCUGGCUACUUGUGAUGGAGCGUCCAGAGCUGGGGCAGGACUUGUUUGACUACAUCACAGAGCGGGGAGCUUUAGACGAGGCGGCAGCGCGCAGUUUCUUCCUGCAGGUGCUGGAGGCGGUGCGUCACUGCUACACUUGUGGUGUAGUCCAUCGUGACAUCAAGGAUGAGAACCUGCUGGUGGACCUGAGGACGGGACAAAUCAAACUGAUUGACUUUGGUUCAGGGGCCCUCCUCAAAGACACCGUCUACACAGAGUUCGAUGGGACGCGGGUGUACAGUCCUCCAGAGUGGAUCCGUUUCCGUCAGUACCACGGGCACUCGGCCACCAUCUGGUCUCUUGGUGUGCUGCUGUAUGACAUGGUGUGCGGGGACAUCCCCUUUGAAGAGGAUGACGAGAUCCUGAGAGGAAAGCUCUACUUCAGACUCAAAAUCUCCACAGAGUGCCAGCAGCUAAUUGGCUGGUGUCUGAGCCAGCAGCCAUCUGACAGGCCGACCCUGGAGCAGAUCCUUCUCCACCCCUGGGUGACGUGCAGCAAUGGUCAACAGACGGACAUUGGCAGCGUCACACUUCAUCCUCUCACUGCCGACUCCUCCUCCUCGCCUUCCUCCUCCUCCAACCAGGGGACCCUCUGAUUGGUUGGGGUGUAGCAUGGACUUCAUUGAAAGCUGCUCCCCCACCUCCCAGUGACUUUACCUUGAUCAUAGAUUUGUAAAAUCAUGGUCUCGGUUCAGGAGUGAAGUUGGAUCCUUCUGCAACUGUGUGCAUCUUUCAGAGUGCCUUGAGUUUGAGGGCCCACUCACACUAGGCAAUCGUGCUGUGCCCAAGCACGUUUGCUCUCUAAAAUCCAGAUUCUAUGACUAGUGUGAGUGCUUGAGUAUGGCACGCUUCCCUGGCAUGGUAUGGUUGGAAGAGGUGUAGUUUGGCACGAUACGCUUGGUCAACCAUGCGCGCAAAUGCUGAUUAGUGCGAAACGUAACCAUGACGUAUAAAGCAAGCGACCGUGGCAGCGGCACAGGGUUCAUGUUGGUCAGAGGAAAAGGUAGUGUGUUUGGUACAGAUUUGGCCAGAGGAUGGCAUUCAGCAACAGUCACUUUACGAUGAGGUCACACCAUGCAUAUGUCGUGUAGCAACACGAUCACGUAUGUGUCGGAGGCAGUCGUGCUUCAGCACACUUGGUUCAGGGUAAUGUGAGUGCGGGCCACCGGAGGAUGGGGUGCAUUCAUGCUUCAGUACAGAACAACAGGCCUUAGUGUGAGUGCACCCUGAUAGCUGCUGUGAGCAGCAGUGUUGCCAUGGUAAUAAGUGUCCAGCAGAAACCAGUCUGUCGAGGGGUCAGUCUUGAGAGGUGGAUGAUUUGUCAGGUUCAGCCAUAUUAUUUUACAUAUUAUUUAUUCAUUUUAAUACAGGGCCACAUCAGUAAGGUAAACCAGUUUUCAUUGGUAGGUUCAUAGUAUUCAAAGAGUUACACCAUUGUUUUUAAUACAAUGUAGAACAUGGACCUAUGUAAAAUUGAAUCCAAGGAGACUGCUCCAGAUGUCUCUUGUAACAACGGCAAGGGGGAACUGAAAAUUGGCUAGCUUUUGCAGGAAAACUUAGUUUUUUCUGUCUUCUCAGGAGCCAUCCACCCUGUUAUGUCGGCAUUGAAAUAAUAACAUUGAGAAAUACCUGACCCAAACACACACAGCCCCGUUAGGGAGCUGGCUUUGUAUGUUGUGUGUGUUUUUCAUCGUGUAACAAAUGUUACUAAUGCUUCAUUGUUUACAUUAGUUUCUGCAGUUUGAUUUCUUAGAUUUUUCAAGCAGAGCUGGUUUUUGUUUGAAAAUAUAGUUGGUUCAUGGACAUCAGUGUUGAAGAUUUAAGGUGCACACAUUGAGAACUGACUCAACAAUUUUUCAAAGAGUUCUGACGUUCCACAACCCUUGUGUUUUUUUGUCAGGAGAUACCUGAAGUCAGCUCUGUCCUCGUCCACUUGUCAGGGUAAAAUGCACAGUCAAUGCAAACAUUCAUCUUUGUACAUUUGUUUUUAUCUAUUUGACAUUCCAUGCCUAACUAUUUAUUUACUGUUCUUGUGAACUAAAAACAAGAAUAAAAUAUGAUUUAAGUUUUUUUUCACUUCAAGUACAAAUCCUUAGCAAGAAUUCUGUAUAAACUUCAUUUGUUAUAGUUUUAAGUAUAAAAGUGAAUGGAGACAAAGUAUAUUUUCAUUGAAGUUUUUCAAAAUAAACUUUUUUUGUACAUACAAUUCUA